Molecule: messenger RNA, 1975 nt
Organism: Chondrus crispus (carragheen)
Lineage: Eukaryota; Rhodophyta; Florideophyceae; Gigartinales; Gigartinaceae
Product: casein kinase I
Exons: 2
Coding region: 1-1302 (433 amino acids)
Biological process (GO): peptidyl-serine phosphorylation; endocytosis; signal transduction
Cellular component (GO): nucleus; cytoplasm
Molecular function (GO): protein serine/threonine kinase activity; ATP binding
Source: RefSeq, a predicted model, not a curated record
AUGUCCUACGCGACCGAUUUGCGCGUCGGCGGCAAAUGGCGCUUGGGCCGUCGUAUCGGCGCCGGUUCUUUCGGAGACAUCUACAUAGGCGUCAACAUCCAAACAAACGAAGAGGUUGCAGUCAAGUUGGAGAACGUCAAGACCAAGCAUCCCCAACUCAUUUAUGAGAGCAAGAUCUACCGCUACCUUAACAUCUCUCCCAACGGACAACCGGUUGUCGGUAUUCCGAAAGUUCGCUGGUAUGGCUGUGAGGGCGAGUACAAUGUCAUGACUAUCGACUUGCUGGGCCCUUCGCUGGAGGACUUGUUCAACUUUUGUCACCGCAGGUUUUCUCUUAAAACUGUACUUAUGCUUGCCGAUCAAAUGAUUCAGAGAAUUGAGUACGUUCAUUCGAGAAGCUUUCUGCAUCGCGAUAUCAAGCCAGACAACUUUCUCAUGGGUUUGAGCAAGGAAUCAAACACAGUUUAUGUCAUCGACUUUGGGCUCGCCAAGAAAUAUCGUGACCACAAGACGCAUGUCCAUAUUCCGUAUAGGGAGAACAAGAACCUUACAGGUACUGCUCGUUACGCGUCUAUCAACACUCACCUUGGCAUCGAACAGUGCCGUCGCGAUGAUCUCGAAUCAUUGGGUUUUGUCCUCAUGUAUUUCAACCGGGGUGCUUUACCCUGGCAGGGACUCCGGGCCGCCACCAAGAAGCAGAAGUAUCAGAAAAUCUCAGACCGUAAGGUCUCCACCUCUAUCAACGAACUCUGCAAAAACUACCCCCCAGAGUUUGCCACAUACCUCCGGUACUGCCGGUCUCUUCGCUUCGACGAUCGUCCGGACUACGCAUAUUUACGCGGUCUUUUCCGCGACCUCUAUCUUCGUGAAGGCUAUGCAGAUGACUCUAUUUUUGACUGGACCCUUAUGAAGAAUCAGGAUGGCAGUGGUGCAUCAGCGAAUCCCGCCGCCCAGGCUUCGGCUCCUGCCCAAGGGGGCCAUGUCUAUACGCCGCACGGCCCCGAUGGACAAGACAUGGGUCAGCAAAACGUGGUUGAUAGUACAGGAUUGCAUCACCCACAUGGGGCGGGUGGAGUGCCGCCCUACAGUUACCAUCUGACGCCCACGCUGCCCGGGCCCCCGCUCCCGCACAUGCACCACAACCCCUCCAUGAUGAAGACUACAGGCAACGGUAUGCCGUCUUCAAGCAAUCGGCGUGGUGACCCAGGGGCGGGGGGUUCCCGACCGGUAGAUGCGAGAAAAGAUGGUAAUGGCCAGCAAAGGAUUUCACGGAUGCGCAUACCAUCUCUUGGGAGGCGUUAGACCUAUCAUAUAGUUUGACGUCCGUCUUAUGUGUGGUUUUCUUAACUAUGCAGUCCUGUCAAGAGAAGAACAAACCUGUUUUAAUGUUGUGCUUCUGCUUAUUCCGUUCACAGUUGUUGUUCUUACGUGUGUUUGUUUGUUCCCCUUCUAAAGGACAUCGACUUAGUGUCGCUGUAGUCUAUAUUCAGCUUCUGUCCGUGUCAACACUUCUGUUGAGUGAACGUAAGCGUUCUGAAGGCAAGCGAAAGUAAUACUGCGUAUGCCCUGUCGUUUGCUACGUGCUGCGGGUGAGCAUGUUCUCAACUUCAAUGAUUUCUGAACUGUUUGAAUGGCACUCGGAACGCCAUUCCUCGCAAUGUUAGCGAUCUGCAAGUUUUCUUUCGUACUUGGACUCGUACUCUGAAGUAGUUAGGCGCGGUACAAGGUGCUGUCUUUACCGGUAUUUGUGUCGGCAUGUGCAGUUUUUGGCUGUGCGGCCACCGUUUUCAAGCCCACGGCAGCCCAAGAAGGGCAGAGUCAUGGGACGUUGUGCUGAGAGGGUUUCAUGUGCUCCGCAAGGGAAUGUAUUUUGGAUCUGACUUUCCGUGCGCACAGCUUAGCUGUCAAAUUAUGCAGAACGUUAGAACUUUGAAUGACAACUAAAAGUUUGGCCACGCGCCCCAAUCAAAGAACA